AUGGUGGCCGGCUCUCGCACGUGCAUUCCGCUCCUGGGCGGAAUGCUGAUGGGUGCUUUGCUCGCUAUGUUGUUCUUCUCACCAGAAGAGACCAACAUAGGCGGCGAAACCAUGUGUCCUUCACGAAAUGCACCACAAAAGGAAUUCGUUGACGUGAGCGAGCACUGGACUGUGCAUUUGGAUAACAUGCCGUCGCCGCCUCCAAAUCAGGAUGCAACACCAAAGGUGGUCCGUGCUAGAUUCGCUGCUACCGAACUCGGAAUUCGGGAACGGCUUAUGGUUGGUGUGUUGGCUGAGUCUUCGUUGGCAGUGGCGAUGAACGCCUCUCUCGGCAGACAUGUGCCAAGAAUUCACGUAUUUGCCGACGCUAGUCGUAUCGACACUGAUUUAGCGCAGCUCACAAAUCUUAGUCCAUACAAGCCGAAUGGUCAGAAGUCGCACGUUUUUGUCCUAGGGCUAAUAUUCAACCUGACGUUUCAUGAGAAUUUCGACUGGUUUUUACUUGUUCGCGACUCAACCUACAUCAACCCAUUCGAACUGAACCGCUUUAUCAAUAGCGUGAAUUGGAAUCAACCGGUUCUGAUUGGUUAUCCGGCAGAAGAUGGAAGUGGUCGAUGUAUGUUGGAUGCAGGCGUUAUUCUCAGCAACCCUUCAAUGCAGAAACUUAUCCAACAGCGCCAUGCAUGUAACCUGCUCGCGAGUGGAUCUGACGCUGAUCAGCUUGCUUUUGAGAAGUGUUUACAAUUAGCCACCAACCUUUCCUGUAGCAGCGAAUAUCAGGGUCAAAUGUACAAUGUCUGGCAUGUCGAUGGUACGCAGACGGCUCAUGAUGCUAUCGAUAAAUGGCGCACGCAUGAUGGUUUCAAUAAGUCAAUUGCUGUCACCAAGUUACUGUCAGAUGCUGACGCGUCCGCUCUACAUGAUCAUUUUGUGAGCGUGGAAGUAGCUAAAGUUGACGCUGAGAUUGCUUCGAUGGAGAUGGAGCUUAACGAACUUCAAAAAGACACGGAAGAAGGCCCCACGUGGCCAGCAGCCGUUCCUCCGUACAGUAAACCUCCUAAUCGUUACCAGAUUCUUCCGGAGAAGAAAGCUCCACGGGAAGUAAAAUCAGCAGAUGUACGUGGAGGAAGCGCUGCUCUCGACGAAGCUAUCGAUCGCUACGGUAGUGGCUCGAUAUUUCUACUAUUAUCACCACACGCUGAUGUGCAAAAAGAAUUUCUCGAUCGAGCUCGUAUCAACACUAUAAAACAUUAUCAGGUGUUCUUUCCGAUUCCUUUUGUUGAGUAUCAUCCUACGAUAUCGGGAAUGGAUGUGGACGAGAACGAAGUACCAGCGGAUCAAAAGGAAGCGCGAGAUGCGGCGUUGACUCGGCUUCGUGACUCGUCACCACCAAGACGGAAGCGUCCGCUUAUUGUUCAGAAGGUGCAGUGA
Messenger RNA from Ostertagia ostertagi, 1431 nucleotides. The record is from the annotation of a GenBank genome assembly. NCBI's taxonomy places the organism in Eukaryota, Metazoa, Nematoda, Chromadorea, Rhabditida, Trichostrongylidae.